This is a messenger RNA of Erinaceus europaeus (western European hedgehog), 1273 nucleotides long. RefSeq names its product olfactory receptor 2B11-like. Gene Ontology annotation, biological process: G protein-coupled receptor signaling pathway. Gene Ontology annotation, molecular function: G protein-coupled receptor activity; olfactory receptor activity. Lineage: Eukaryota; Metazoa; Chordata; Mammalia; Eulipotyphla; Erinaceidae. The transcript has a single exon. Gene Ontology annotation, cellular component: membrane. The coding region runs from base 335 to 1273 and encodes 312 amino acids. The record is from RefSeq and is a predicted model, not a curated record.
AAUUUCUAACUUUCCAUUGAGAAAAAAAAGAGAGAGGCUAAUUAGUUAGUACCUUGCAGCAUGCUCUACACAUUCAGUCCUUAAGGGGUUUAUUUUGCAAACUGUGCCUGUAAGGUUUAUUAGCAAUAAGAUAGAAAGUUGAGCAAGUUUAUACCACAAUUUUGUAGAAAAAAAAAGGAAUCUGCUCAAUUCCAUAUUUCACCCAUGAAAAGCCUGCAAUAUGGGCAGUUUCAAGGAAUAAAUAAAAAGAAAACGUAAACCAAAAAAAAAAAAAAAAAAAGAAUUUCUAACUUUCCUGCUAAUUUCUUUCUGCAGGUAUAAUCAGUUGGGGAUAAUGGAAGUAACUAACACAUCCCAUCCUGAAGAGUUCAUUUUGCUUGGCUUUGCUGACCACCCUUGGCUGGAGCUCCCUCUGUUUGUUAUUCUUCUCAUCACAUACCCCAUGGCCAUGGUGGGGAAUAUAGCCAUCAUUCUCGUGUCUGUCUUAGACCCCCGACUGCACAGCCCCAUGUAUUUCUUCCUCACUAACCUCUCCUUUUUGGACAUGUGCUAUACCACUAGUGUGGUCCCUCAGAUGAUGUUUAACCUGGGAAGCUCUAGGAAGACGAUCAGCUACACAGGGUGUGUGAUACAACUGUAUUCGUUUCACACAAUGGGUGGUGAAGAAUGUCUGCUUCUGGCUCUGAUGUCCUUUGAUCGCUAUGUGGCCAUCUGCAAGCCCCUGCACUACACCCUCAUCAUGAAUGGGCGCCUCUGUAUCCUCUUAGCAUCUAUUGUGUGGCUGAAUGGAAUCACCUAUGCAUUCUCAGUAUCUACUGCCACACUGCAGUUGCCACUGUGUGGCCUCAAUACACUGGAUCACAUAUUGUGUGAGAUUCUUGUUUUGAUACAGAAUGCUUGUGGUGAAAAGAGAGCUAAUGAGCUUACACUCUCUGUAAUAUGUUUUUUUGUUGUAAUUGUUCCUUUGUGCCUAAUUCUUGCUUCCUAUGCUUUAGUUGGACAUGCUGUAUUAAAAAUUAAAUCUUCUGAGGGAAGGAAAAAGGCCUUUGGAACCUGUUCCUCCCAUCUCCUGGUAGUGUUCUUAUUUUUUGGACCCGUCAUCAGCAUGUACCUUCAGCCACCAUCCUCUAUUUCAAAGGACCAGCCCAAGUUUAUGGCUCUGUUCUAUGGAGUGGUGACUCCUACCAUUAACCCUUUCAUCUACACCCUCAGAAAUAAGGAUGUAAAGGGGGCUUUAGGCAGCCUGGUAAAGAGAAUUUUUAUUGCAAAAUAA